Molecule: messenger RNA, 1209 nt
Organism: Grosmannia clavigera kw1407
Lineage: Eukaryota; Fungi; Ascomycota; Sordariomycetes; Ophiostomatales; Ophiostomataceae
Product: extracellular cell wall glucanase
Exons: 3
Coding region: 1-1209 (402 amino acids)
Biological process (GO): fungal-type cell wall organization; carbohydrate metabolic process
Cellular component (GO): fungal-type cell wall
Molecular function (GO): hydrolase activity, hydrolyzing O-glycosyl compounds; glycosyltransferase activity
Source: RefSeq, a predicted model, not a curated record
AUGCUUUCCAACGUCCUUUCCACCUCGGCCCUGCUUCUCCUGGCCAGCAAGCUGGUGUCUGCCCAGACUUCGUCUGCCUGCAACCCAGUGAAGGGUGAUAAGUGCCCCGACAAUGAGGCUUUCCCGGAGUCCCUGACCAUCGACUUCACCAAGGGCGCCAAUGACUACUUCACCAUUGCUGCCGGUACCACGCUGGAGUACGACAAAGACAUGGGUGCCGUGUUCACCAUCUCCAAGGAGAGCGAUGCCCCGACUAUCACCUCGACGAAGUACAUCUUCUUCGGCACCGUGGAGGCUGUGAUCCAGGUCGCCCCUGGCACGGGUAUCGUGUCCAGUUUUGUGCUGGAGUCAGACGACCUUGACGAAGUUGACUGGGAGUGGCUUGGUGGUGAUACCGCUCAGGCGCAGACCAACUACUUCAGCAAGGGCAAUGACACGGUCUUUGACCGCGGUGGAUUCUCCAAGGUCAGCAACCCGCAGACGGGUUUCCACACGUACACCGUGGACUGGUCGCCGACCGCCAUUGUCUGGUCCAUUGACGGCGCCGUCACGCGCACCCUGACGUCCGCCUCUGCCAACAACGGCGCGACCUUCCCGCAGACGCCGAUGCAGAUCAAGCUCGGCACCUGGGACGGCGGUGCGUCGACGCAGCCGAAGGGUACCAUCACCUGGGCUGGCGGUCUGACGCCCUUUGAUGACAACAACGGCCCGUACAAGGCUUACUACAAGAGCAUCAAGAUCACCAACAACAGCAACGGUGUCAAGGACGCGUCGUCGUACACGUAUGAGGGUACGACCGGCACGUACGAGAACAUCAAGGUCAACACUGGUGGUUCCACCGCCGCCUCGAGCUCUAGCUCUAGCAGCAGCUCCAGCGCCAGCUCCAGCUCCAGCUCUAGCAGCAGCGCCAGUUCCAGCGGUUCCGCCAAGGGCUCGUCGGCUACCAAGGACUCCUCGUCGGCCACCAAGGACACCACGGAGACCAGCGCUACCGGCAAGACCACCGCUACCGCCACUGGCUCUUCCAAGUCGACCUCGACGCUGGUCACGGCUACCACGACCGGCAAGUCUAGCACGGCCACUGGCACCAGCGCCAGCUCGUCGGCGAGCGGCACCUCGUCCACCGUUACUACCAGCGCUGGUGGCAAGGCCUCCAUGAGCAUCUUCGGCGCUGUCAGCGCUCUCUUGGCUGCCGUUGCCCUGCUGUAA